Molecule: messenger RNA, 1433 nt
Organism: Fonticula alba
Lineage: Eukaryota; Rotosphaerida; Fonticulaceae
Product: 60S ribosomal protein L10a
Exons: 2
Coding region: 82-732 (216 amino acids)
Biological process (GO): translation
Cellular component (GO): large ribosomal subunit
Molecular function (GO): structural constituent of ribosome; RNA binding
Source: RefSeq, a predicted model, not a curated record
CGCUGUUGUUGCCCCCCCCUCCCAGGGAUCGGCCUAUUCCUUUCGUUUUGUUUUCCCCGUCAAUCCGAAAGUAGUGCCACCAUGAGCAAGAUCUCGCGUGAGAACCUCCUCAAGAACGUCAACGAGGUCCUUGAGGGCUCCAAGACCAAGCAGCGCAAGUUCACUGAGACCAUCGAGCUCCAGAUCGGUCUCAAGAACUACGACCCCCAGAAGGACAAGCGCUUCUCCGGCACCAUCCGCCUGCCGUUCGCCCCCCGCCCCCAGAUGACCGUCUGCAUUCUGGCUGAUGCUGCCCACCAGGACCAGGCCAACGAGGCCGGCCUCCCCAGCAUGAACAUCGAGGACCUGCGCAAGCUCAACCGCAACAAGAAGCAGAUCAAGAUCCUGGCCAAGAGCUACGAUGCUUUCCUGUCUUCCGAGUCUCUGAUCAAGCAGCUCCCUCGUAUCCUCGGCCCUGGUCUCUCCAAGGCUGGUAAGUUCCCUGCCCCGGUCACCAACACCGACUCUCUGCUCGCCAAGGUCGAGGAGACCAAGUGCACCAUCAAGUUCCAGCUCAAGAAGGUUCUGUGCCUGGGUGUCCCCAUUGCCAACAUCACCAUGGAGGCUGAGGACAUCGUCCAGAACAUUGCCCUGGCCGUCAACUUCCUCGUCUCCCUGCUGAAGAAGAACUGGCAGAACGUCAAGUCCCUGUACAUCAAGUCCACCAUGGGCAAGCCCGUCCGUGUCUACUAAGUGUGCUCGCAUUGUCGGUGCGCGCUUGUCGCCAUUGUCCUGGGGAGGGCCCUUUUCUCCGGUGACAGGGGGGGAGUUCUGAUGCGUGUGCGACGCCCCCGGGGAGGGCUCUUCCUCUCUCUCUCUCUCGCGCUCUUGCGGGUAGGAGAAGGGGGCAGCCCCUUCGGAGCCCGUUUUCUUUUCUCCCCCCCCUGCCACCUUCUCCCCUCUCCAUGUCGUCCUUGGCGACGAUGUGCUGUGCCCUCUGCGCGCGCGCGUGGGUCUGAGUGAUGCAGAAGAUAUGAUCACCGAGAUGGCCGCACGUGCGUGUGUAGGUGUGUGCGCGCACGCGCUUGGAUGCAAUAUCACUCCGUGAAUCUGUCCUUCUUUGGCCGGGGAGGGCGUGUGUCCAUGCCAUUCGUGGCUGUGCCGCUCUUUCUGUGUUGUGUUUGUGUGUGCGCGUGUGCAUCAACGCGUGUGUUUCCUUCUCUUCCUCUGUGUCCUUCUUGCUGUGUCUCUCUCUUGCCCACCAAACAUCCAUACUCUGCGUACUUCACCGCAUCACCAACAGGAGGGCGCGUCGAGAGUGGAGCGUGUGUGUGUGUGCCACACACACUUGCCUUUCUCUGGCAAGGUGUGCGUGUCUUUCACCGCCUUCCCUCCCCCCUCCUGCUUGGGAGCUGAGAUUUUGCUUUGGCUUUAGUAGUAAUACAUCUCGGGGA